UUGUUCUUGCGUCAACAAAACUUGAUUUAUAAAAACAAAGGAAAAAAAAAAGGAAAUUUAAUUAAUCAAAAAAAAAAAGAAGAAAGUAUUUCAAAAAUGGUUGUUGCUAAUGGUAUGGAGGUAGGCACCAUGAUUAUGAAGGAAAAUCUUUUUUCACCUUACCAAUUGGGCAAUUUCAAGCUCUCUCACAGGAUAGUAUUGGCACCAAUGACAAGAAAUCGGGCCAUAAAUGAGAUACCAAACCAAGCACUUCUCAAAUAUUAUACUCAGCGUGCUACUAACGGCGGCUUCCUUAUCUCUGAAGGCACCCUCAUCUCCAAUACUUCGGCUGGGUUUGCUCAUUGUCCGGGAAUCUACACAGAGGAACAAGUGGAAGAGUGGAAGAAGGUGGUAGACUCUGUUCAUUCUAAGGGUGCUGUCUUUUUCUGUCAAUUGUGGCACGUGGGUCGGGUCUCUCAUCAAGUAUACCAACACGAGGGUGGUGCACCAAUAUCGUCAACAAACAAGGGCUUAUCAGACAGAUGGAAAGUAUUAAUGCCUGACGGUUCACACGAAAAGCCCACACCACCACAAGCCCUAACCACGCCUCAAAUUUUAGAGGUUGUCCAACAUUAUCGCAAAGCUGCUCUCAACGCCAUGCGUGCUGGUUUUGAUGGAAUAGAGAUCCAUGGGGCUCACGGUUAUCUAAUCGACCAAUUUCUGAAAGACACAAUCAAUGAUAGAACAGAUGAAUAUGGUGGUUCACUUGAAAACAGAACAAGGUUUCUAAUGCAAGUGGUUCAAGCAGUUAUUGAAGUUGUGGGACCAGAUAAAGUAGCAGUAAGAAUCUCACCAGCUAUUGAUCACUUUGAUGCUUUGGAUUCCAAUCCACUUCAAUUGGGCCUAGCUAUUGUUGAUGGGCUUAACAAACUACAACUCAAAUUGGGCUCAAAGUUAUCUUACUUACAUGUAACCCAGCCCAGGUUUACAGCCCAAGGUGUGGUAGAAAAGCCUGCAGAAGAAGCCCAAGCUGAUGCCCAAUUGUUGAGGAAAUUAAGGGAUGCUUAUAAUGGAACAUUUGUGAGUAGUGGUGGGUAUACCAAAGAACUUGGGAUGGAAGCUAUUGCUCAAGGGGAUACUGAUUUAGUUGCUUUUGGAAGGUUGUUUAUAUCAAAUCCUGAUUUAGUGCAUAGGCUUAUGAUUGAUGCACCUUUGAACAAGUAUGAUAGGUCUACUUUUUAUACUCAUGAUCCUGUUGUGGGUUAUACUGAUUAUCCCUUUUUAGACGAAGCUACUAAUUAACAAGAUCAUGUUGUAUGUAAGAUGCAUAGUACUUAUGGGCUAGUGUCAUAAAUUAUUAAAUGUAUACGCCCAAUUCCGUUGUAUAUUUGUUUAUGUACUAUUUUAGUCUUACAAUAACUAGUUGCAUCAGCUAUUUUUGGUUAAGACCCGCUAGUUUGUAUUUAGUCAUUAUGUGAAAUAUGAUAAAUUAUUAUUUUUAUUUGUUAAA
Messenger RNA from Amaranthus tricolor (Joseph's coat), 1489 nucleotides. Its product is annotated as 12-oxophytodienoate reductase 3-like. Gene Ontology annotation, biological process: jasmonic acid biosynthetic process; oxylipin biosynthetic process. Bases 97 to 1281 code for a protein of 394 amino acids. The transcript has 5 exons. NCBI's taxonomy places the organism in Eukaryota, Viridiplantae, Streptophyta, Magnoliopsida, Caryophyllales, Amaranthaceae. The record is from RefSeq and is a predicted model, not a curated record. Gene Ontology annotation, molecular function: oxidoreductase activity; FMN binding. Gene Ontology annotation, cellular component: peroxisome.